Molecule: messenger RNA, 1761 nt
Organism: Ascochyta rabiei
Lineage: Eukaryota; Fungi; Ascomycota; Dothideomycetes; Pleosporales; Didymellaceae
Product: Vacuolar protein sorting-associated protein vps5
Exons: 4
Coding region: 1-1761 (586 amino acids)
Biological process (GO): protein retention in Golgi apparatus; retrograde transport, endosome to Golgi
Cellular component (GO): endosome
Molecular function (GO): phosphatidylinositol binding
Source: RefSeq, a predicted model, not a curated record
AUGGAUCUCGGCGACGAUUCCCCAUGGGGCGACGUGCCCUCGCAAUCGGUACAAGAUACGCCCAAGCAAGACCAGGACGAAUCCAGCACGCUUCCGCCCACGUCGAACAAGGCAGCCACCAGCUCCACCCCCAGUGCUUCAGCUGCCCAGCGCUCGCCUGCAGCUCGCGGACCGCGCCGGCGACAGUAUGGCACGCAGUCGACGAAGCUCGAAGCCGUAGACGACCCUCUUGGCCCGCUGGGAGCUCCCACGCCGCCCACAGCAACAGAUGUCGGGCCUCCAGCACCGCCGCAGAAGGAGAAUGCUGCAUCGCGGAACAACCGUCCGACCACUGGCGCUUCGACGUCAUCUUCGCUACGCGGUAUGAUGGACUCGGUGGACCUCAACGACGACGAUGACGACGAGCGUGUGCGGUCGCAGGGCCCCAGAGUGCCUCCGCCUGUCCAGGCACCGGCGCACGCAGCACCUCAGCGCCAAGCCCAGCCGAGCGUGAGCGUCGCGCAGGCUGCGAAGCCGACCUUCUCCAUCUAUGUGGGCGACCCGCACAAGGUGGGCGACUUGACAAGCUCGCACACGGAAUACUCCGUCACCACCAAGACCACCUCCAAAGGCUACCGAAACCCCGAGUUCACAGUCUCACGUCGAUACCGCGACUUCCUCUGGUUGUACACCCAACUGCACAACAACAGCCCGGGCGUCAUCAUUCCCCCGCCUCCAGAGAAGCAAUCGCUCGGUCGCUUUGAGGCCGACUUUGUCGAGUCGCGGCGUGCAGCGCUGGAACGUAUGUUGAACAGGAUAGCCGCACACCCCAUACUGCAACACGACAGCGACCUUAAGCUUUUCCUCGAAAGCGAUGCUUUCAACGUGGAUAUCAAGAACAAGGAACGCAAGGACGUUGGCUUGGGCGAGAGCAAGGGCAUGUUCGGCGGUAUGCUCUCCGGCAGCAGUGGCAAGUUCGUUGAGCACGACGAUUGGUUCCAUGAUCGCAAGAUCUACCUUGACGCUUUGGAAAACCAGCUAAGAGCCCUUCUCAAAGCUACCGAUACUGUCGUCAUACAGCGAAAGGGACUUGCGGAGGCUUGCGGUGACUUCUCUGCUUCGUUGCACUCACUGUCUGCUGUUGAACUCUCGCCCGCCCUUUCAGGACCUCUUGACAGCCUCUCGGACAUUCAAAUACGAGUUCGCGAAUUGUACGAGCGUCAGGCCCAGCAAGACGUCCUCACAAUGGGCAUUGUAAUCGAUGAAUACAUCCGUUUGAUCGGCUCAGUGAAGACGGCAUUCCAGCAGCGACAGAAGUCCUUCCACUCAUGGCAUGCGGCUGAGCAAGAGCUGCAGAAGCGGAAGACGAAUCAAGACAAGCUUUUGAGGCAAGGGCGAUCACAACAGGAUCGUCUCAACCAACUCAGCGCAGAUGUCGCCGACGCAGAGCGUAGGGUUCACCAGGCUAGGCUCCUGUUUGAUGACAUGGGUAGACUGAUGCGCAACGAAUUGGAGCGUUUUGAGAGAGAGAAGGUUGAGGACUUCAAAUCUGGCGUGGAGACGUAUCUGGAGAGCGCCGUUGAAGCGCAGAAGGAACUCAUCGAAAUCUGGGAAACAUUCCUUAUGCAACUAGAUACCGAAGAAGGCGAAACGUUCGUUCCUCCAGCUGGUAUAAUCGCAUCUCCCACAGCAGAACAACACGAAUCUUCGAAUGGGCGCGGCAAUGCGCAGGAUGAGGAUGAGGGGUCACGCACGGAUGUUGAGCAGGAAACGGCAGCUUGA